AAUUUACUGAAAUAUACCUUUAGAGAGGCAGGUGUGAAUCUACAAGUCACAGAAGCCCCUCCCACACCUACACUUACUCCGCCCACUGUGAGUGUGAGUGAGGGGCAGUCAGUGAGUGUGCAGUGCUCUGCUCCUGUCACGUGUCUGUCUCUCCCUCCCACUCUGACAUGGAGCCCUGUCCUGGGGCACAUUCAGGAGACUCUGCAGGAGCAACCGGACAAGACCUAUGUCAAAGUGUCCACUCUCAACUUCACUGCUUGUCCUCUCCACCAUAAAACAAACCUCUCAUGCUCUGCAGUUUACAGCAGGGAAGAUGGUACACAUGUAUUGUCUCCAAGUGCCCAGAUUACUCUUGAUAUUACAUAUCAACCUAGAAACACCAGAGUGACAGUGAGUCCCUCUGGUCCAGUGACAGAGCACAGUAAUAUGUCACUGAGCUGCAGCAGUGAUGCCAACCCAGCUGUACAGCACUACCACUGGUAUAAAGCUGAUGGAGGAACUCACACUCUGAUCGGAAACUCAUCUGUUUUAAACAUGAAAGCCUCCAGAGAUACUACUGCUAUUUUCUGUGAGGCUCAGAAUGAACUUGGGACUGAUAAAUCCACUGUCACUCCACUGGAUGUACAGUUCCCUGCACAGAUCCUGAGCUCUUCAAACUGCUCUGGAGACUCAGCCCGGAUGAGCUGUGUGUGUGAGACUGAGGGGAACCCCUUUCCCCUGAUACAUUGGAGCUUUCCAGGAGUCUAUGCAAACAUCUCCAUCAGCAGUGAGCCUCUGAGUGACAAAGCUCUAAGAAGUGUCAUCACUGUUAUUAAACCUCAGUGGAGAGAUCCAGUCACUUUGGUCUGUCACAGCAGCAACUCUCUGGGAUCUGACUCACAAGGAUUUGAUGUCUCUGCAUUUGAACCUGAAACUGUUGUUCAAGAACAAGAGGACGUGUUGAUUCUUGUCUUCAUUGCUAUCAGAGUUGUGAGCCUGCUAGUAUUCCCGUGUGCAUUCUUGUCUAUUAUGAGGAGUCUCAACACUCCCCAUGAUCAUCACCAACCAACAGACAUGGUGAUGAUGGAGCAGCUACUGUCACAUCAGGUGCCGACAGUUAACUUGGAUGAUGAUGAUUAUGCAAACACAGCAAACUAA
This is a messenger RNA of Periophthalmus magnuspinnatus, 1137 nucleotides long. Its product is annotated as hemicentin-2-like. Gene Ontology annotation, molecular function: cell adhesion molecule binding. Lineage: Eukaryota; Metazoa; Chordata; Actinopteri; Gobiiformes; Gobiidae. Gene Ontology annotation, cellular component: cell-cell junction. The record is from RefSeq and is a predicted model, not a curated record. The transcript has 7 exons. Gene Ontology annotation, biological process: cell-cell adhesion. The coding region runs from base 427 to 1137 and encodes 236 amino acids.